AUGCGCUCCCUUCCCACCGAACUUUGGGAGCAAAUAUUCUCCCACCUCGAGUGUCCUAUGCCAAUCGACAACUGGUGGUAUUACGGGAGCCAAUACGAUGUGUCCUCUCUCAAAGAUCUUGCCUCCCUAUCGCUUGCAUGCCGAACCUUCCAACACAUUGCCCAGAAGUUCAUGUACCGCACCAUUCUAGCAGAAGCCUUCAGUCAGGAGGACUCCAAAGUUCGGGACGAAAAUAAAAGGCUCCUAGCUCGAUCAAUGGUCCAAAACCCGCGGCUAGCCGCUCAUGCGAGGAACGUUUGCCUUGACUCAUUGAGAAAUGGAGAGGAUGUAGAGUGUGAGAGCCUCUUAAGAAGGGCAGACGUUGGGGAGCGGGAGAAGAGGUGGUUGAAGAUGGCGAUGAUGAAGGAAACGAAGAUCGGAUGGAACGGUCGACUACUUGCGCUCAUGCGAAACCUACAGGUCGUGGAUGUCGCGGUGUACAGGGAUGCAUUCGACAUCGCAGGCAUGCUGAGCGGGAGGUCAGAUGUCGAAAAGAUUGUGCAAACAAUAGCGGAUCUCAGAGAAACAAUGCGUUUCACGUAUUCGCGGAGAUUGGAAGAGGAGCAGCUUCUGAGGGCUAUUCCAACGCCCUUCACCGAUGAGACGCUAUCUGACAACGCCCUCCCGCACCUCAAAGAGCUCCGCAUCAGACAUAGAGACAGCGAAUCAGGCAGCAUCAGCAUCGCCGACAUCGAAGCCGUCCUCCUGCACCCCGGCCUCGAGCGCCUCUACCUCCUAGGAUUCGACUGGACGUCCUUCAGCCUUCGGAAAACCCGCUGGCCUCUCCACCCCAACCCCGCCAUCCGAAUCCUAGAUCUCAGAGAAUGUUUCAUCGACGCGACCGGCCUCCGCGACGUCCUCACGCGCUUCAGAAACCUGCACACGCUGCACAUCCUCUUCGGCGACAGCCGCAGAGACGACCCAAGCUUCGACACCGACAGAGAACAGUUCGACUUGGAGGUCGACCUCAGUGCCAUGGGCGCCGUGCUGAGGGAGCACGGGCAGAGCUUAGUGUCGUUCGAGCUGCAUACAACCGGCUACAGCUCGUACAGCUCUACAGAUGGACAGGUCGAUUCGCUCAAAGAGAUGACCUCGCUGCGCCACCUCAAGAUUGCGGAGUGUGAUUUCACGGGCCACCGCAACCGGUGGGAGAAUGACGGCGUGCUGGCGCUGGAGGACGCCCUACCGGCGGGGCUCGAGACGCUGUACCUGCACUACGACGACCGCUGGUUCGGGCCUUGCUCGCCGGACAGAGGACUGUUCGUUAUGUUGGGGCGAACGCUGAGGAGCGGGAGAUUUUCGGAGUUAAAGGAGAUCAAGGUGGAGAGAUAUCUGAACGAUUCGACGAAGGAGUUGGAGCCCGAGAUUGAAGGGUGGGAGGUACGCAUGACGGAGGCGCAUUUCAGGAUGGGGGUGAGCAGCAGCGGGUGCAUGCGCCUGUUGAUUGAGCUCACGCCUGUUGAUGACUGA
Messenger RNA from Paraphaeosphaeria sporulosa, 1509 nucleotides. RefSeq lists its product as uncharacterized. Lineage: Eukaryota; Fungi; Ascomycota; Dothideomycetes; Pleosporales; Didymosphaeriaceae. The coding region runs from base 1 to 1509 and encodes 502 amino acids. The transcript has a single exon. The record is from RefSeq and is a predicted model, not a curated record.